Protopolystoma xenopodis is the source of this 646-nucleotide messenger RNA. NCBI's taxonomy places the organism in Eukaryota, Metazoa, Platyhelminthes, Monogenea, Polystomatidea, Polystomatidae. The record is from the annotation of a GenBank genome assembly.
UUUUAACUGCUUAUAUUUCACCGCUUUAUUUGCACUUGUACAAUCUUCUGUAAUGGGCAAGGCAAGGAAAACUAGGAAGUUCGCUGACCAAAAGCGGAUACUCUCAUUAAAUGAUUCCCGAAUAGCGAAAGAAACAAGACUUAAAAUCCAAAACAAAAAAAUUGCCAAAAAUCCUCAUGUAAAGUUUAGGAAUAAAAGAACGCUUAUUCCUUGCCUUAAAGAUUCAUACAAUACAUCUCUGGGUCCACCUUAUCAUAUCCUUCUUGACACUAAUUAUGUUAAUUUUUCAAUUAAAGCUAGGCUAGAUCUUUUUCAAUCUAUGAUGGACUGCCUUCUUGCAAAAUGCUUUCUAUACGUAACUGAUUGCGUUAUGGGUGAAAUAGAAAAGAUGUCUGAGCGCCACAGAGUUGCCUUACGUAUACUUCGGGACCCUCGAAUAGAACGUUUGACUUGCCAACAUAAGGGCAUUUAUGCCGACGAUUGUCUUGUUGAACGUGCUUCUUCGCGAUGUUACAUUGUUGCUACUUGUGAUAAGGACCUACGCAGAAGACUUCGUAAACUUACAGGUGUACCAAUCAUGUAUCUUUUGGGUCACAGAGUAACCAUAGAAAAACUUCCAAUGGCUCUAGGCGCGCCCAAAAUUUAA